GUCACGCCUAUCUCCCAGCCUGCGCCCGGAAGUGCAGCUGUUUGUCGCGGGUGAUGGCUUCAAGGUUACUUCGCGGAGCCGGGGUGCUGGUCGCGCAGGCCCUUAGGGCCCGCGGGCCCAGUGGGGCGGCUGCGGUGCGCUCCAUGGCUUCUGGAGGUGGUGUUCCUACUGAUGAGGAGCAGGCUACUGGACUGGAGAGAGAGAUCCUGAUUGCCGCACAGAAGGGUCUGGACCCAUAUAAUAUGCUACCCCCAAAGGCAGCUUCAGGCACCAAGGAAGACCCUAAUUUAGUCCCAUCUAUUACCAACAAGAGAAUAGUAGGCUGCAUCUGUGAAGAGGACAACUGUACUGUCAUCUGGUUCUGGCUGCACAAAGGCGAGACUCAGAGAUGCCCAAACUGUGGAACCCAUUACAAGCUGGUGCCCCACCAGUUGGCCCACUGAGCCCCCUAACUAACUAACUCAGAAUGUGCUGUAAAGUUUCUUCUUUCCAAUAAAGACUAGCCACGGUAUUGGCUCCUCCCAUA
Molecule: messenger RNA, 526 nt
Organism: Castor canadensis (American beaver)
Lineage: Eukaryota; Metazoa; Chordata; Mammalia; Rodentia; Castoridae
Gene: Cox5b
Product: cytochrome c oxidase subunit 5B
Biological process (GO): mitochondrial electron transport, cytochrome c to oxygen
Cellular component (GO): respiratory chain complex IV; mitochondrial envelope
Source: RefSeq, a predicted model, not a curated record